Messenger RNA from Cercospora beticola, 1113 nucleotides. Its product is annotated as carbon-nitrogen hydrolase family protein. Gene Ontology annotation, molecular function: omega-amidase activity. Gene Ontology annotation, biological process: L-glutamine metabolic process; oxaloacetate metabolic process. Gene Ontology annotation, cellular component: mitochondrion. The record is from RefSeq and is a predicted model, not a curated record. Lineage: Eukaryota; Fungi; Ascomycota; Dothideomycetes; Mycosphaerellales; Mycosphaerellaceae.
CACGAUGAGAGCUCACCACCUCGAAGCUGCUGCUUCAUCACACUUCGUCGAUCAACCUCCUCAACAUGGCCAAAUUGCUGAAGAAACCGCUGAAGCUGGCGCUGGUGCAGCUCGCCACUGGAGCAGACAAGACGGCGAACCUCGCACGAGCUCGUUCAAAGGUCCUCGAAGCCUCCUCCAAAGGCGCAAACAUUGUCGUCCUGCCCGAAUGUUUCAACAGCCCCUACGGAACGAAGCACUUUCCCAGAUACGCCGAGACGCUGCUGCCGUCGCCACCGACUAAGGAGCAAGCGCCUUCCUUCCACGCCCUGUCCGAGCUCGCGAAAGAGGCAAAGGCAUACUUGGUGGGCGGCAGCAUACCAGAGUACUGGGAGGAGACGAAGAAAUACUACAACACCUCCUUGACCUUCGAUCCGAAUGGCAAGUUGAUCGGGACACACCGCAAGGUGCACCUGUUCGACAUCGAUAUUCCAGGCAAAAUCUCGUUCCACGAGAGCGAGGUGCUGUCACCGGGCAACAAGGUGACACUCAUUGAUCUGCCCGAGUACGGCAAGAUUGCAGUCGCCAUCUGCUACGACAUUCGCUUCCCCGAGCUGGCCAUGAUCGCCGCGAGGAAGGACGCGUUCUUGCUGCUGUACCCAGGCGCCUUCAAUCUCACGACUGGUGCGAUGCAUUGGGAGCUCCAAGCGCGUGCGAGAGCCAUGGACAACCAGGUCUAUGUGGGGCUCUGCAGUCCGUCUCGCGAUAUGCAGGCCGAGUACAAUGCUUGGGGCCACUCGAUGGUCGUGAACCCGAAUGCGUCUAUUCAGUCAGAACUGGACGAGAACGAGGGCAUCACGUACGCUGACCUGGACAAUGAUACCAUCGAGGAGUCGCGCAAAGGCAUUCCCAUCUACACGCAACGUCGAUUUGACGUGUACCCGGAUGUCAGUGCGGGCAAAGUGCGCUUCGAAGAGUAGCAGUUACGCAUGCAGAAGGGUUGGUGCGCAAGAGCAAGUGCCAAGCAGCAAUAACGUCAGGUAGGAACAACGACCGCGAUUGCUUUGCACGCCGAAGCUUUCAUUGCUCAUCUUCUGCCCUCCAAACUGUGCAGUGGUGCACUCAUUUCUCUAU